Messenger RNA from Manis javanica (Malayan pangolin), 6312 nucleotides. RefSeq names its product SHC adaptor protein 2 (gene SHC2). Gene Ontology annotation, cellular component: plasma membrane. Gene Ontology annotation, biological process: cell surface receptor protein tyrosine kinase signaling pathway; intracellular signal transduction. Gene Ontology annotation, molecular function: receptor tyrosine kinase binding. The record is from RefSeq and is a predicted model, not a curated record. Lineage: Eukaryota; Metazoa; Chordata; Mammalia; Pholidota; Manidae.
GGAACCCAGUCAGCCCGAGCCCUCGGCGGGCCUCAGUUUCCCCAGCCUCCCCGCCAGGCGCCGGGAGGCCGAGGGCCGGGGUCCCAGGGGCGCAGCCCCCCGCGGCUGCGCGCUGGGCCUGGAGGAUGACAUCACCGGGCCGGGGGCGGGGAGGAACGGGAGGGAGCGGAGGGCCUCCUCCGCGCCAGGCGCAGCGCCCGGUCGGGCUCGGUCGGGCGGCCGCGGCCAUGACGCAGGGUCCCGGCGGGCGCGCGUCCCCCGCGCCCCCUGCGCCCCCAGAGCCCGAGGCGCCCACCACCUUCUGCGCGCUGCUGCCGCGCAUGCCGCAGUGGAAGUUCGCGGCUCCCGCCGGCUUCCUGGGCCGCGGCCCGGCGGCGGCGCGGGCGGCGGGGAGCGAGGGGGCCACGGGGGGCGCCGACCCCCAACCCGAGCCGGCCGGCCCUGGUAGCGUCCCGGCGCUGGCGGCCGCGGUCCUGGGCGCCUGCGAGCCGCGCUGCACCGCAUCCUGCCCACUGCCGGCGCUCAGCCGCUGCCGGGCCGCCGGGGCGCGGGGGCCGCGGGGCGCGCGGGGUGCUGCUGGGCCCCCGGGCGCCGCUGAGGCCGAGUGGAUCGGCAAAGGCAGCUUCAUCCACAAGCCGGCGCACGGCUGGCUGCACCCAGACGCCAGGGUCCUGGGGCCCGGGGUCUCCUACAUCGUGCGGUACAUGGGCUGCAUCGAAGUCCUCCGCUCCAUGCGCUCCCUGGACUUCAACACUCGCACCCAAGUCACCAGGGAAGCCAUCAACCGGCUCCAUGAGGCGGUGCCUGGGGUCCGGGGCUCCUGGAAGAAGAAGGCCUCCAACAAGGCACUGGCCUCAAUCCUGGGCAAGAGCAAUCUGUGCUUCGCUGGCAUGAGCAUCGCCGUCAGCAUCUCCAUUGAUGGUCUCAACCUCUCGGUGCCCGCCACGCGCCAGAUCAUUGCCAACCACCACAUGCAGUCAAUCUCCUUUGCAUCUGGCGGUGACACGGACAUGACAGAUUACGUGGCCUAUGUGGCCAAGGACCCCAUCAACCAGAGAGCCUGCCACAUCCUGGAGUGCUGCGGGGGCCUUGCCCGGAGCGUCAUCAGCACUGUGGGCCAAGCCUUCGAGCUGCGCUUCAAGCAGUACCCGCACAGCCCCUCCGAGGUGGUGGCGCCCCCAGACAGGCUGACUGGGCUGGAAGAGUCAGCCUGGGGGGACGAGGAGGACCCGGAACACAAUUACUACAACAGCAUCCCGGGGAAGGAGCCGCCCGUGGGCGGACUGGUGGACUCCAGACUGGCCCUCACGCAGCCCUGCGCCCUCUGGGCCCUUGGCCAGGGAGCAUCUCCUGCUCGAAGAGACGCCUGUGGCCUGCAGUGGGACCUGGGCCCCUUGGGUAUGGCCCCACCGGGGGAUGGCUACGUGCAGGCAGAUGCCCGGGGGCCCCGAGACUAUGAGGACCACCUGUAUGUAAACACGCAAGGCCUGGACGCCCCGGAGCCCCUGCAGCCUGAGGACAGCCCCACGAAGGACCUGUUUGACAUGCGACCCUUCGAAGAUGCCCUGAAGCUGCACGAGCACUCUGUGGCAGCGGGCGCAGUGGCAGCGCCCCCUCCCGUGGAAGACCAGUGGCCCAGCCCCCCGACCCGCCGGGCACCCAUCGCCCCCACGGAGGAGCAGCUGCGGCAGGAGCCCUGGUACCACGGUCAGAUGAGCCGGCGGGCGGCGGAGAGGCUGCUGAGAGCCGACGGGGACUUCCUGGUGCGCGACAGCGUCACCAACCCCGGGCAGUACGUGCUCACCGGCAUGCACGCGGGGCAGCCCAAGCACCUGCUGCUCGUGGAUCCCGAGGGCGUGGUGCGGACAAAAGACGUGCUGUUUGAGAGCAUCAGCCACCUCAUCGACUACCACCUGCAGAAUGGGCAGCCCAUUGUGGCCGCUGAGAGCGAGCUGCACCUGCGAGGCGCCGUCAAGCGUGAGCCCUGAGCAAGGUGAUGGUUCUCAGUGCCUGGUUCCUGUCCCUGCUGCCCACAUGCCCCUGCUGUGGCCUUAUGGAUCCUCACCCUUUCUCUGGACCCUGGUGAGGCUGGAACCAUGUCUCACCUUCCUCUGCACGGGCUGUGGAAUCGGCCUUCUCCAGCUGGCGCUGGGCUGAACUAACCAGGCCAGGAGCCCAGGACCCCCACCUACCCUCAGGCUUCACCUCCUGGAGGGAGGGUAUAUAUACCAAAGACAGAACCUCUUUUCGCCUUUCAGUAACAAAACGCAGCCCUCUGUCUUGGAGCCAGCCAGGUCCCUGGUGGGGAAAGGAGGGGCUUCUGUUUGCCCAGCUGGACUUCAGCUUAUCUCCCUGGAAGGGGAGGAUUCCUAAUUCCCUGGCAUGGACAUGGAUUCCUGUCCUAGCUGGGCUCAAUUUUUCCACAGGAAAAAUCGGUGCAGUUGUCUUUUGGGGAGAAUUGAGGUGGUUUGGGUCCUCAGGCUGGGGCUCAUGCUGAUGUUGACAUGGGGGCAUUCUUGGGGCUCACCCAGGAUGAUAGGGGCAUCUGGGCAACUCCAAGGGGAUUGACCAGUGGGGAUGGUUGCAAGGCCACCACCCUCCCAGCUGGCUGUCUGGACUGAACAUUUGGAAGCUGUUUGUAAUUAAAUCUGGGAGUGACCAGGAGCAGGGACGGCCUAACUGCACAUCAAGGAGCCCUCCUGGGCUGGGGGGCUGGGGGCAGAAAGCCAAGGUGGUGUCUGGUGCAGCCUCUCUGGAGCCGGAGGAGGUGGGGGAUGAGUGAGGCCCUGGAGACUGGAGAGGAAGGAGCUGGGCCCCUGGGGGUGCCCCUGCUGGGGGUGGGGAAGGCAGGUCACCCUCCCAGAAGCCCCAGUGCUGCUCAGAACAUGUUUUCAUCCCAAGAGAAGGCACGCCCCGACUUCCUUGGAAACAUCCUGGUUCAUCUCAAACGUUACAAAUCUCUCUCUCUCAUGUCAGCUCGAUUUCCCGGGCAAAAAGCCCCUUUUUCCCUUCUCCAAAUGGCUCCUAUCUUUCCCCUAAAAAUGGCCAGACUUCCCGGGGCCCAGCUGCUCUCUCGCCCGUGUUCUCGAGAUGUUCUCUCUCAGACCUUCCUCUCCAUGUGGCCCUCAAAGGCCCUCCUUCCCCCGAGGCCAGCCUCCUUCUGUAGUACCCUGACUUCUGUUCUCCAGACCCUCCCUCACAUGAUUGCUAAGACCCCCGUCUCUUCCCAGGACUCUCUUUUAACUCCUCCUACAAAUAUGGGGGCAUCUCCUCCACAGAGGUCCCUGUCCCUUGCCACCUCCCCUCCAGGUCCACCUCCCCCCCAGGGUCACCUCCCCCCCAGGCCCACAUCCCUGGGGAGGGGUUGUGCUUUCUCGGUCAGCAGGCCCCACCCCGUGCCCAGGGAUGGGUCUGGGAGCUGGGAGCCUGGCUCCUCUACACCUGUCUCCUGCCGUGUUUACCUUCAAUUAUUCAGUUAACAAAGGUUCGAAUUCUGCUGUGCAGCCUUACACUAGUCACUUCCGUUCCCUGACUUGGGUGUACUGCAGAGUUAGGCCACUUCCUUGUGCCUCAGUUUCCUUAUGUGGGAAUAAGGGAUGAUGACCUCUCCCACCAAUGGGUUAACCUGAGCUUUGUGGGGCCCAGGGCCCCUCCUGCAAACCCAGGAGCUUGCGGACAGGCCAUCCACUCCCUUUUUCCAGGGGAGAAGACAGGACUCAGAGGGGAAGCCCUCGCUCUGAGCUUCAGGGGCCCAGGGUGGCUCCUCAGGGCCGGAGCCCACAUCUCAGGCCUGUUUUUCUUCAAGCCACCUUCCUGUGCUCCCUCCAAGCUGGCCUGCUGGAUGCCACCCACAGGGAGCAGCCUACCACUCAAGCCAGGCUCCUGCCCAACACCCGCCUCCCAUACAGCUCCCCCCUCCGUACAGCGGGUCCCUGGGUAGGGAUUGAGAACAGAGAUCACCCAGCAUGAGGUGCUGGGACUCAGGGUGGGAGAGGCUGGUCAGUGCUGCCUGGGCCCCCCGGCCCCAGCUUGGGUCUGAGGCUAGCAGCCUCCCAUCUCUCAUUCCAGAAAGGCUGCAGCUAGGGUGGGGAUGUAGGGUGAAUCCUGGGGUUUGGGCCACAGGGCUCUGCAGAGGUUCUGUUGACCAGGAGAGGCUCCUGACCAUGGAGUCAGCUGGAGCCCUAACCCUACUCCCACCCCUCCCAUGGUGGGUCUGCAGCAGCCCACAGGGCAGGUGUUUGGGACCCACGCUCAGGUACCUUUUCCCUCUAGGCUUCAGUUUGUUCAGCCCCCAAAUGAGAUGGGGUGAGGGGAAAAGGUGGGGGGGCUUCUUGCUGAACUAGGAUGUCAGGGGUCAGGGUUCUGGGAUUCCCUCCAAUGCCUGGCAAGGCCUCCCCCUGGGUGUUCCCUUCCUCACUGGGAGCAGCAUUGGUGAAAUGUGGACAGCCAGCACUUAACACUGCAUGUUUUCUAUGCCCUGUUCUAAGCACUGUGCAGAGUAACCUGUUGAAUUCUCACUCUGAUGCCAUAAAGCAGGAGCACGUUUAUAUCCAUGGGCCGCCAAGGAGACGAAGCCACAGAGGAGUUUGGACACUUGCUAGAAGACACUAAGCAAGAAGUGUUGGCAGCGGGAUUCAGACCCAAUCUAGCAGUUCCAGAUUAGUGUCCUAGCUGCUCAGCACAGAAUAAACUCACCCUCUCCUCUCCCAACCCAGCGAGGAGGGGAGAAUCUGCCCCUAGCUGGGCAAGGGUGAGCAGGGAGUGAAGCCCCCAAUGCUCAGGCUGACCUGUCAUCAGGACACCUGGCACUGUCCCUCCUCGAAGACUCCAGCACUUAUUUCCCCCUCCUGGACCCCGGUGUCUCUCCAUGCAACAGAGGAAGGUGGCUCAUGGCCCCCCAGCCCCGCUCCUGCCUGCUUUACUGGGGCACUUACUCAUUCAUCGUCUGGCAGAUAUUUAUUAAAAACCACAGCAUCCUGGGGACGCUGCAGGAAUAAUCAACCAAGCAAUUGCUCUAGGGCAUUCUUCAUGAUAACUGGGGUUGGCAGUGGGCUCAGUGGGGCUUGUGAUGUGGGGCUGGCCCAGGCUCACAAGCACAGUGGGCUUCCUGGGAGCGGCUGUGAAAUGACACAUUCAUUGGUAUGUGCCUUGUCUGUCAUACCGUGCGGCCAUGCCAGCGUUGCCCCAGCAUGAGGAGGGGGCUCAGUGUUUGCUGGAUGGGAUGAGCAGAACUGAGACAGACCUUUUUUUUGGAGUCAGAGUCAGCUCUGAGCCUCACUUUCCUUACCUGGACAAUGGAGUUCUAAACCCUACCACACUCCCUGGCCCUGACGGGGGGCUGGGGAGUCAGGGCCUCCAUCCGGCUCCCUCCUGCCCCCAGUACCCCUUCUGCUGUUGAAUCAGAGGUCACUCCAGCCCAGCCCCCAUCCCAGCUGGGAACACAGGAGGGUCCCAGAUGGUAACUGGAUAAAGUCCAGGAGUCCCUUUGGGUCAGUCCUGGUGACACUUAACCUUGUGGCUUAUCACCGACACUCCAUCCGGAACGUGUUGGCCUUGGGUUCCAGAAGGGUAAACUGAGGCUUGGAGUGAGGGAGCAGGAACCCCAUCCAGAGGUACCUGUGGUCUCAGGAGCUGCCGGUCCUGGGGCCACAUCCCGUUCUCCCCGUGGGCUUCUGCGUCUUGGAGUAGCCGAAUCACCCUUUCCUGUCACCGAGCCUGCAACUAGGAUUCACCUGUGUGCUGGUGGUCAGUUGGUGUCCUCCGACUGGGAAUCCCCCCAAGGCGGGGUCUGGGCCCUGGGUCACAGCGGGGUUCCCAGUUCUGGGUCACCGUCCUGCGCCCAGGUGCCCACACGAAAUGCAGGAGCAGCCCCUCGCCGGCUUCCUGCGGCUGCACGUAGUGGUGGUGGGCGGCACACCCCAAUUUCUAGAGAGAGACCCUCACCUUGGGACAGCAUGUGGCAGUCGGAAGAACUUCGCGGGUCUGGCACUGGGAAAGCGCUAAUCAUAAAUUCAGCCCCGGUUGUUAUCACAGACGCUCCCCAGGGAGAUAGCCCACAGCGAGUGUGGGUCCGCAGGUGACUGAGGCAGGGGCUUGGGGCUUCCGGGCCCCCGACUCCCCGGAUCCGCAGUCACGAGAGGGGGUGGUCAUCGCGACCACCUGCUUCCCUCCCACGGACCCCGUGGCCCCGCAGCCCGGACGGGCUCCUGGGGGUGAGAGGCCGGGACUGCGGACCGGGGGCAGAGGCGUGACUGUGCAGGGGCCAGGGCAGGAGCUGCGUGGGUUCGGUGCUGUGGGGAUCCAGGGACUGCG